AUGUUAUCAAAACGUAAGUUGGCAGUAAUCUUGCCAAUGCUCUUUGAGCUGGCAAUGAGUUACGAACAGUAUCAUACAUUGGAUACUAUACCACUGAAGCAUAGAGCAACUAAUCAUUGGGGAAAAGAAGGUCCAGCAAAAGAUGAAAAGAUAGUUAAAGUAGGCUCUAUUGGAGGUGGUUACUAUGGUAGAACUGUUCCGGGACUAAGAGAUUAUGAAAAGGGAAAUGCAAAAGAUAGAGCUUUUGGUUCCAAAGUUGAAAGUUAUCCUUAUAAAUUUGAGCCUGAGCGUACAUUAAACAAUGAUUCUUUAAUUCCGCUCUCUCCUGAAGCUCGUCUAAGAAUGAUGAGAGAGCCUUUCAGAGAAUAUAUCUAUAAUAUGACUGGCCAAGUGCCAACUUUGGAGGAGGUAAAGAAGAUGAGACCUCAAUUCAAAGAAUAUGUAAAGAAGGAGCUCAAUCUUACUAAUUCAGAGGUUGAAUCUCUCUUUGGUAUUCAAACUACUAAGAAGAGUGAAGGAAAGUUACCUAAAUAUUUACUAUUUGAUGAUAUGGACGAAUUUGAUUUUGAUCCUGAAGAGGCUCUCAAAUACAUGCCACGUAUUUCAAAAAAAGCUACUAAGGAAGAGAUAGACAAUGCCUAUAUCAAGGCUUGGGAAAUUCUUGGUAAGAGUGAUGAUAAGCUUAAGAAAGUAUAUCAGGCAUAUCGCCGUAAAUAUCUCCAAAAGAAUCCACUCGGACCAGUUAUGACAGAAAAGGAAUUCCUUCUACAUUCUAUUAGACUUAGGGAAAGGGAAGCUGCUAGACUUGGCUUUAUUUCUGCAGAACCAAAUAGUGACCCAAUUUCAAAAAGUAUUGAAAUCUCUUAUUUCCUCAGAGAUGCUCUUAAAGAUGAGUACGAAAAAUACAAAUCUCAGAACUCAAAUGAUAGAUUCUCUAGUGCUAAGAACUUUGUAUAUGAUGCACUAUUUACUGAUGACUUAAUUAUCGACGAAAUUGAUAGAAAAGAAAGCUCCUUAUCUCCAGAAACUUUACCAUCUCCUUAUGAUCCAAUUGAAGGUAGAGCAUGGACAAAUACCACAUCUAAGUCCUCUAUUGUUGACAUGAGUGAAGCAUAUGGUAACAUUGUUAGAGGAGAAAAUGUCUACGAUAAGAAUGGCAAAUUAGUCCUAAAUGGUGAACUUUUAAAUGAAAUGGAUACUCAAAGCAGUAUUGGAGAAAAUGGAAAAGCCAUUAAUAGCAAAACUGAUACUAUUGAAGAUGUAUUGAGAAGUGAAGAGGAGUUUAAUGAAGAUUUAGAUAUUUCUGUUGGUCUUCAAAAGCUUAAUACCAGGGUUAGUAAAUACAACAGUGUUAAAUCUCCUUCUCAGUUGCUUUUUGAAAGUUCAAAGUAUUCCACUUCGGCUCAAAAGAGAGUUAUUGAUAGUAUUGAUGACUACACUCUCAUAGACAUUAAUGAUAUGAAUGUUAACCAGCUCAGGUUAUUCAAUGAUAUAAUAUACAAGAACUUAUCUACUGAUGCUGAUAAAAAAGCAGAGAAUAAAUACUUUAAACAACGCCUAGGAGAACAGGGAGGAGAUCUAGGAACAAACUCUGAAGUAUAUAGAGAGUUCAUUUUUAACAAGGUUAAACAUGGCCUUUUCUUUAUCCCUAAGACUAUUAACUUAGAAAAGGACAAUUACAAAGAAAUGAUACUCCCAGUCUCUGCAACUGGAUUUGAAGUUGUAGAAAAUUCAGAUGGUACUGCAAAAAUCCACCACAUAGCCACCGGAUUAAAGUUUAAUGUUGACUAUUCUGAUGGUGAUAGCCUUUACCUAAAUGGGUACCUUGGUUUAAUAGAUAAUAAUACCUCAUUAAAACAAAAUGUCAAUACUUAUGUUUCCUCCGGAUGGAAAUUAUCUGACUCUCAGGUUCCAUCUCCUUACAGAUUUGUCUCUGAAAUUGAUAAUAAAGUCUCAGAUUUUACCAAGUUUGGAAGUUCUAUUGAUUUACUUAAAGAAAAUAUCAAGUCUUCAAAAACCACUCAAAGUGAAGAAGUGGCGGCAGAAAUUUCGGAAUAUUUGGCGCGCAAUUCUGAAUUAUUGAAAAACUAUGAGGAAUCAAGAAAUAAAUACAUUAGAUCACAAGAAAAGCUUUUAGAUGAGCUGAACAAAUCAAAGUCAAUUUUUAGAUCUGGUGCGGUGUUGGAGAGCAUGAACCGUGUUUCUGAUAGUUUGAUGGGAAAUGCAGUUAAUGGAGUUGAUGUCUCAAAGUUUUCAAAGGUAUUUAGUGACAAAAAAUUGGAGGCUUUCUUAAACCAGAAAGAUGAAUUGAAGGAUAUUACUGAGGAGGAGUAUAAUUUACAUAAAGAUCACUUACGAGAUAUUAGGGAUGAAUGCCAGAAAAACUAUCAGGAAUUCGUGGAUAAUUGUGGUAACUUAUUAGAAAAUUCAGGUAGAAUCAAUAACUAUAUAGUUUCAGUAGAAGAUGAACUUGUUAGUAAGUUUUUACCAUCUCUUGAUGAAAAACAAGCAUUGGGAACUAAGAUUAUGGAUGAUCUGAAUAAAUUGGAACUGGUAAAUAAUAAUCUUGUGGAGAAUGCAGAUAUGCUCUUGUCACUCAACUUUGACUCUAUGGGAAUUAAAAGGUUUGUAGAUGAUCCAAAAGUUUCUAAAGAAUUAGAGGGUGAGGUAAUGGAGAUCUUUAAUGGAGAUAAAAGUGUGAAUGACUAUAGGAAGCUUAUUGAUAACAAUACAGUUAGUACGAAGUACUAUAUAGAAGAACCAAAAGAGAGUAGUGACAUGGAUUUUGAUGAUGAUGAAAAUGGCGGGAAAAUGACAGGGAAAUCAGACGGAGAAUUAAAGGAUACUAGAUACUCUACAGACUUUAAAGGAAAGGUGAAGUUAGUUUUUGAUGAGGCUCUGACAAUCAUUGAGGAUCAUGUUAGAGAUUUGUAUCUUUCAACAAAAGACAGAAAAGAAAGAAUGUUAGAGUUAUUGAAAUUGGAGUCCUUUUUCAUUAGAGAGCUUUCUAGACAUCGCAAAUCUUUAUCGAUUGUAAUUAACAGAGUAGUGCUACCAGAGGAUGAGAUAAUUGAUGAGAAUGAGACAAAUGAACUAAAGAUGAGGAUUCUUCUCAAGAUCCAUGAGGAGAAGACAAAAUUGAUGUAUAUUAGAGAGGUACUUGAUAAACUAUUUUUCUUCCCACAUUUCCGUGGAGUUAGGGCAAAGACCUCUUUAAGACUGAUAGAAAUGGAAGAAGAAGGUAUCAGGUCCAAAUUUGGCUUCACCUACAUACCGAAGUUCAAAUAUGGUGAGGAUGAUAGACCUAUUGGUAUUUAUGGAUUUAAGAAGAUGGACUAUUAUGACUUAAGAUUGGAAUUCUUCAAUAGGUUGAUUUCAGGCUUUGAAUAUGAUUCUGUAAGCUACGGAUUUGAUUUGGAAAUUCUGAGUCUUUUGGAAGAAUUGAAUCACCCAGAACUAAGUAAAUUACUUUACUCUGAUAGUUACAUUGAGUCAAGUAUUUUCUCAAAGAGAAUAAAAUUAACCAAGAUUUUGAAGACGUUAAUAAAGAAUGAAGAAAACAAAGAUUUAAGGAAUUCUUUAAAGAGGAUCUACUUUAUGAUCAAAAGACGUCUUGAUGAUACAAUUAAGUUUGAGAUGGAGCAUUUUGGUAGCUCAGCCUUGGAAUCAGUCGUGAGUACAUAUACAUCUUUGGAUGAUAAUGGCGAAUGUAGUAAAAAGCCAAUCAUUCUCUCUUCAGAUGGCAAAUCAUCUAAAUCUAAAUCUAAAUCUAAAUCUUCUAAUAAACAACGUAGAAGGAUGAGAAGAAACAAUUAA
Messenger RNA from Cryptosporidium ubiquitum, 3816 nucleotides. RefSeq lists its product as uncharacterized. The record is from RefSeq and is a predicted model, not a curated record. Bases 1 to 3816 code for a protein of 1271 amino acids. The transcript has a single exon. NCBI's taxonomy places the organism in Eukaryota, Apicomplexa, Conoidasida, Eucoccidiorida, Cryptosporidiidae.